Messenger RNA from Manihot esculenta (cassava), 1727 nucleotides. Its product is annotated as B3 domain-containing transcription factor VRN1. The transcript has 4 exons. Bases 193 to 1392 code for a protein of 399 amino acids. Gene Ontology annotation, molecular function: DNA binding. The record is from RefSeq and is a predicted model, not a curated record. Lineage: Eukaryota; Viridiplantae; Streptophyta; Magnoliopsida; Malpighiales; Euphorbiaceae.
AGGCACUGUUUGACUAAACCAGUAGUGGAGGGGAGAAAGAAGGGAGGAAAGAGAGGAGAAAUAGAUCUGAAAACCAAAGAAAUUCUCUUUCAAUUAGAGGUCUUAUCAUUGUAUCAUGAUCUAAUUGACCAACUCUCUCCCCCUCUCUCUCUCAUAUAAUACCCACAAAUACUAAAAACCCAAAUCCCCAAUAUGCCUAGACCUUACUUCCACAAGCUAAUUCUCUCAAAUACCAUUAGAGACAAGAAACUGAGGAUCCCUGAUAAUUUUGUCAAAAAAUUUGGAAAUGACUUAUCCGCUUUUGGGAGACUCAGUGUUCCAGGUGGUCCUGUGUGGCCUGUAGGAUUAAUAAAAGCCGAUGACAAAUUUUGGUUUCAUGAAGGAUGGCAGGAAUUUAUGGAGCGUUACUCAAUACGUGUAGGGUACUUUUUGGUCUUCAGAUAUGAAGGGCAUGCAGUUUUUACUGUUCAUAUAUUCAAUUUAUCUGCUUCUGAGAUAAACUAUCAAUCCAAUGCUCUAAGUGGCAGAAGAUUUCUUGCCUUUGAAGAGAUGGGAGAUGAUGACUUCGUUGAAUACUUGAGCUCCUCAUCUCCAUACUUGCUUCCUAAUUCUUUGAAAAGUAAGGUUCUUGAUGAACGUCUUGAUCAAAUGACAAUUAACAAAAGUUACAAUCCUCCAGCAUUGCAGAAUUUGUUCCAUGAGUCUAAACUUAACUACAUAAAUUGGUCUGGUGAAGGGAACGUGCUCUUAUCGAAGGGUGAUAGUAUUUCACAAGUGACAAAUCAAGCUACGCGAGAUGUUGGUGUUCAGUUUAAUGCAAUCGAGAUGAAAAACUAUGCUGAUGAUGUGAAAUUUUAUGUUCCAGAUGGAGAAAUACAAAAGCCUAAAAAACAGGGAAGGAAAAAGCGGAAAAUUGAUCCUAAUGAGCAGCAACCACCAGCUUCACAAGAAGAUGAAGCUGAAAUGCGCUUUAGAUUUUAUGAGAGUGCUUCAGCAAGAAAGCGAACUGUGACUGCUGAAGAAAGAGAAAGGGCAAUAAAUGCAGCUAAAGCAUUUGAGCCUAUUAAUCCUUUUUGUAGGGUCGUCCUGCGGCCAUCUUACUUAUACAGGGGUUGCAUUAUGUAUUUGCCGUCUUGCUUUGCUGAGAAGAAUCUGAAUGGGGUUUCAGGAUUCAUUAAACUCCAGUUGUGUGAUGGGAAACAGUGGCCUGUCAGAUGCCUUUAUAGGGGAGGUAGAGCUAAAUUAAGCCAAGGGUGGUAUGAAUUCACAUUGGAGAAUAAUUUGGGGGAAGGAGAUGUUUGUAUUUUUGAGCUGAUGAGAUCAAGGGAUAUUGUGCUGAAAGUUACUGUAUUUCGUGUUCUUGAAAGCGCUGGACUUGUGAACCGACCUUGACAACAAAAUAUCAGCUUCAGUUAAACUAGACAGAAUCUGCUGGCUGGUAAAUUUCCAAGUUAAGAAACUUUGUCAAGUAAUUCUCCUUUUCUGGGUGAUUGUCUAUGCUCUGGUUUUCUUCUUAUGGUAUUUAAUUCUUGUUUGAUGUCUAUAUAACUUUUCAGCUUUCAUAGCAAACUAGUGGAACUUUCCAUUGUUAGAUGUUUCAAUAGAUAGUUUUGUGGCUUUACUAGGGCUGUAAAUAGAAUGUUCAGUCAAGUGAUAUUUUUAACUAGACCACAGCAGAUUUCAGGCAUAAUUUAUCAGUAUGGUUGAUGUUGCAGUUAUUAUUGUUA